Messenger RNA from Stomoxys calcitrans (stable fly), 3448 nucleotides. RefSeq names its product integrin alpha-PS3. Bases 108 to 3317 code for a protein of 1069 amino acids. The record is from RefSeq and is a predicted model, not a curated record. The transcript is spliced from 9 exons. NCBI's taxonomy places the organism in Eukaryota, Metazoa, Arthropoda, Insecta, Diptera, Muscidae. Gene Ontology annotation, molecular function: integrin binding. Gene Ontology annotation, cellular component: external side of plasma membrane; integrin complex. Gene Ontology annotation, biological process: cell-cell adhesion; cell adhesion mediated by integrin; integrin-mediated signaling pathway.
UCAACGCGGUCUAUCAUUGAGGAUCGUAGGGUUCUCCUGGCUAAAAGUGGAAGUCUUAUGAAUUAAGUGGAAAUAUAAUAAAUUAAAACAAGAAAAAAAAUAUUAAAAUGAGAACCACGAAAGAAAGACAAAAAAUAACCUUCCUUCGGUUGAUUAGUACACCGAUAGUGUUUUUAAUAUUGUGGUCCGUCAUUGAAGUUGAGAGUUUCAACCUAUCACCCAAACCCAAUAUUAUCAUCAAGGAUCCUCAAUUGGCAACAUAUUUGCCUAAAUAUAGAGCAUCAUAUUUUGGCUACACAUUGAAUUUAAGAAAACUGGGAAUAAUUAUUGGUGCACCUAGAGCUCAGUCCACCUUGCCACAUCAACGGCAAAUCAACGAAACGGGAGCUAUAUAUCGUUGUACUUUAAAUGACCCAACCAAUUGUAGUCCAUAUGUAUUCGAAGAACGUGGCAAUAUUCUGCUUGACAAAAAUGCAACACACUAUUUGUCCGAAUUGAGAGAAUUUCAAUGGAUGGGAGCAUCAAUGGAUGGUGGCAGCAGGGAUAGUGACAGGCUCAUUGUUUGUGCUCCUCGACUUUUGUCCCCAUCAACGAAUAACUACCAUAUGUGGGGUUUAUGUUAUUGGAUCAGUGACACCUUAGCCGAUUCACCCAUUAAUGUUAUGACAGUGGCAGAAUUGCGAUCCGUAGAUAACCAAAUUCGAAGUUAUGAGGACGGUGAAAGAGCCUAUCAUUACAUGAUCGCUGAGCAAGGCCUUAGUGUCCAUGGCACCCCAGACAAUAGGGAAUUUGUCAUUGGCGCUCCUGGCAUAAGUAAUUGGAGAGGGUCAGUCAUACGCCACCGCAUUGUGAGUGGUGGAAAUGAUAUACCAAAUCCGAAAAACUUCAAACAGCCCAUUGACUCCUACUUGGGCUACUCUGUUAGCUCGGGAUAUUUCGAUUCAACUAGACCCAAAAGAUUGAUGUAUGUAGCGUCUGCACCGCAAGCUGAUUUACAAUCUGGAGAGGCCUAUAUUUUCGACUACAGUGGCUUUAAGAUAGUAAAGAGCUAUGUGUGCCGCGGCUAUCAAUUUGGAGAGUACUUCGGAUAUGCUGUUCUCGCUGAAGACGUAAAUGGUGAUGGUCUUAGUGAUGUUAUAGUAUCGGCGCCUUAUUACGCUAUAGGCGAAUCGUACGAGGAUGGCGCGAUCUACAUUUUUAUUAACCAAGGCAAUUUUAACUUUGAGAAGAAAUUGAUCAUUUCGCCCGUUCAGGGUAAGGGCAAAUUUGGCACAACUCUCACUAAACUAGGCGACAUUAAUCUGGAUGGUUUCAAUGAUAUCGCUGUUGGAGCUCCAUUUGAUGGUAAUGGCACAGUUUUUAUUUAUAUGGGAAGUAAAAAUGGCCUAAGCGACCAACCCAGUCAACGAUUGCAUUAUCCUGUGAUUAGUGACUCGCCCUAUGGCAGUGCAAUGUUUGGGCAUGGUCUGUCCAAAGGUUCCGACAUUGAUGAUAAUGGCUAUAACGAUUUUGCCAUUGGUGCUCCCAAUGCGGAGGCUGCCUUCCUUUAUCGAUCCUACCCCGUUGUAAGCAUUGAAGCUACCAUUGUUUUGCAGACGCGAGAAAUCAAACCUAGGCAGUCCUCAUUUCCCGUAAAGGUGUGCUACCGAAUUGUUACAAAGUCGCCUAAGAUGAAAAGUCAAGAUAUAAGUAUAGUAUUGCUUAUUGAUCAACAAGCUAGGCGUGUUCGAAUAUCAUCCACGAAUAGUGGAUAUGAGUGGACAUUGAGAGCCGCAGCUACCAGAGAAACGAAAUGCGAAACCCUAAACUGUGAGGUACGAUUUAAUCAGGCCGAAGUCUAUAAACCAAUACCAUUAGAAUUGAGCUACAAACUCGUUAAUAAUGUUCCCGAUUCCAAGGACUUCUGUGAUGAUUGUGCGGCUAUUGAUCCUUUGGCACCCAAAACCUAUUCCGAAAAAAUAAUUUUCAACACAGGCUGCGCCUCAGAUGUUUGCGUUGCAGAUUUACAAUUGACUAGUAAACUAAAUCACACCUAUGUCGUGGGAAGUAGCUCAACCUUUAAUAUCACUUAUGAAGUAGGAAACCGCGGUGAAAUCGCCUACUUACCUCAAAUCAAUAUUGCCUCGUCCAACCGCAUGCCGUUUGCCAAAGUUCCGUCGAAUUGCAAACACAACAAACAGGAAGCAAUAAUGCUGUGUGAUCUGAAUCAUGGUCAACCAAUGUUACAAGGCAUGACGGAUAGCAUAACAAUUAUGUAUGAUGUCAGCAGCAUAUCGGGAGAUAGCAUGCAAGUUAGAGCCAAAGUUGUAAGCACGGGCAAGGAGUUGAGUUAUGGUGAUAAUGAAGUAACUGACACCAUACAGUUGGUGCAAUUAGCGGAAAUCGUCGCGUCUGGAGAGUCCAAAAAGACAAACAUCAAUUUGGAAGAUCCAAGUGAUACAGAAUUUGUCAAUGUCUAUGCGAUAACGAGCAAUGGGCCUAGUACAGUUGAGGCUAUGCAAGUCGUUAUGGACAUACCUGUGAACUACACAAUUCCCGGAUCUGGAGAGCGAGUUCAGAUUGUUGAUAUGAAUAGCAUUGUUAUGCAUGCCAUUUACGAUAUGCAAAUGAAGGACGUUAAUUUCUUUAAAAACAAUACGCAGAUCUUCAUAUCGAACCCAUUGGCAUCCUCAGAGGAAGAUGACCACAGUGAGACAACACCAAAUAGCGCACCUGAGAUGAGCCUUUCAUAUCUGCGAAGGCGUCGGGACAUUGAUUCUGGUCUCGAUAAAGACGAUCGAAAAGACCUCGCCGGGAACUCCACUCUCGAUUACGUGCUAGGUGAGGACUUGAAAGGAUCUUUACCACUUAAUCGCACUGUAGUGCUCAACUGCAAUAGUACAGCUAAAACACAGUGCAUCCGUGCUGUCAUUACUCUGUACGAUUUCAAGCCAAACCUGCCAUUAACAGUGGCAAUGAAAUAUGACGUUGACAUGGGAGUAAUCAACAAAGUUCUGCAAAAUCGUUUGGAAUUCCUUGCAAUACAGGUGGGCGUGGACGUGCUGAAGUUAGGAAAUCCCUUGAGCUCUACUUUUGUCGUUACCAAAAAGAUCCAAUUCAACAUUGUAUCGAAGCAUCAGCUGUAUGGCACAUCCAUUUGGGUUUACAUUCUGGCUGCCCUUGGUGGUUUAUUGGUAUUGGCUUUAAUAACAUACAUUCUGUACAAAAUUGGCUUCUUUAAACGCACCAAAAAGGAAGAAAUGGAAAGGCUGGUUCAACAGGCUAAACGUGGCAAAAGUGCUAAAACAGAUGCAACAAGUUCAGAUGAAGAAAACUGAUCAUUUUUGCAAUGAAAAUAUUAAUAUAUAGUUUAAAUUUACUUACGCUUGAAAUUAUAUUCAUUUAAUUUAUUCAAAUACGAUUAUUAAUCUAAGGUGAAUAAGUUCCUCACAAAAAAAUCUCCUAUUAU